Messenger RNA from Lathyrus sativus (Indian pea), 339 nucleotides. The record is from the annotation of a GenBank genome assembly. NCBI's taxonomy places the organism in Eukaryota, Viridiplantae, Streptophyta, Magnoliopsida, Fabales, Fabaceae.
AUGUCGAUGACGAAACGGGGACGCGGGCGGCCGAAAUCCACGGUUCCACCGUCACCGGAGACUCUUACCAACUCUAAUACACCAAAGGUUGUUUCAAGAGUCACCACUACGAUGAGCGAAGCUGGGAAAAGUACUGAGAAGAUAAACGAGAAAGUGCCCACCGAAACCCUAACAGAACAGACACAGGUGAAGCCGGAAGAACGGAAACUCUGGGUUGACGUUAUUAGUGAUAAUCGGAACCCUACUAAGGGAUUGUCUAUGGAAUACGUUGCACCAAAGGUAAUUAAUGGAGUGAUUGAAAUAGAUAUUGAACAGGAAGACAUUGAAACAAAAUUAUGA